AUGGGCUCCACUCAACCCGAAUUCAAGAACCCGGCUACCGCCACUCUGCUGGAGUUGGUCAAGUCCCGCCGUUCAUACUAUGGCCUCAAGGCUGAGAGCCCUGUCUCUGACGAUGUCAUUGAGCGCAUUGUCCAGGACUCCGUUCUGCACGUUCCCAGCUCCUUCAACACCCAGACCUCCCGCGUCGUCCUCCUGCUGAAGGAGGAGCACCAGAAGGUGUGGGAUAUCACUAUUAAGAUCAUGGAGGGCCUGGUUGCGGCCGGCCACGUCCCCAAGGAGAUGUUCGAGACUUCCACCAAGCCCAAGCUGGAGUCCUUCCGCGCUGCUUACGGAACUGUCCUUUUCUUCGUCGCCUUUGACUCUCUCGCUCCUAUCAAGGAGAAGUUUGCUCUCUACGCUGACAAGUUCAACCCCUUCGCUUUGGAGUCGAAUGCUAUGUCUCAGUUCCUCGUCUGGACUGCUCUUGAGUCUGAGGGCUUCGGCGCUAACCUGCAGCACUACAGCCCUCUGAUCGAUGAGGAGGUUGCCAAGACUUGGAACCUCCCCGCCUCAUGGAAGUUGGACGCCCAGCUGGUCUUCGGUGUUCCUACCUCUGAGCCCAAGGAGAAGACUUUCGCUCCCCUUGAGGAUCGUCUUAAGGUCUUUGGUAAAUAG
Messenger RNA from Penicillium paradoxum, 654 nucleotides. RefSeq lists its product as uncharacterized. The coding region runs from base 1 to 654 and encodes 217 amino acids. The record is from RefSeq and is a predicted model, not a curated record. Gene Ontology annotation, biological process: cellular response to oxidative stress. Lineage: Eukaryota; Fungi; Ascomycota; Eurotiomycetes; Eurotiales; Aspergillaceae. The transcript has 3 exons.